GCGCGAAUAGUAUCAACAAUAACUUUAUUCAUAGCCAAAAUAUUAUGAAGACAUUACAGUCUGUACAUUAGUUUAUUUAGUAAUAUAAACACUUGUAGCUGUUCGGUCUUGAUGAUAUGAAUGUUACUGUUAUAUUAAGAUAUUUUAAAGCUUUAACUAGGUUGUGUGCAAUCUUUUGCUUGAAAGCCACAAUUGCUUUCAAGUUAGCGGUGACUGUCCGCAGUGUAAAGUUGUUAACGUUUGGCGGAGAUUUUUUUUCUAUUUUUAAUUUAUUUUUUGUUUUUGGCAAGCCGUGCUAACAUUAACCUAGUUCCCUGUAAUAAGUUAUUCUUUGUACUCUUUUCUGUCAGAGUGAAGGAGUUUUCAGUGACAGAGUCGAUCGGAGUGCAGGUGCGACAUGUCCAAAGGAGACAAGGACGGUUUCAUUGUAAAGUUUGUGGAGAGUAAAGGAUCAAAAACAGAGUAUGCUAGUAAAGCAUACGAGGCAAUAUUGGAGCUCCAGUCUGAAAAAUACUUGAAAACUAUCAAGGAGGAAGAUGUAUUACAGAUGGACCAGAAAGACAAAUCUCUGUUUGUGUUCAGCAGCUUCACCACUCCGGCCUUUCUGCACUGCAAGAAGCUUGGCUGCAGAAUAGUAAGUCCACUAGUGGUGUUGUAUUGCCUGCAGCAACAGCGCUGUGUCCCUAAAGCAGAAAAGCCUGUCUAUAACAUGGCUAUGGCUGACAUCACUAUUUCCUGCACUAGCCUUGACAAAGAAACACGGGUGGAGGUGAUGGAUCUGGUGCAACUCAUGGGUGGACGGGUCUAUCUUGAUCUUAACGUAUCUGUCACACACCUGAUUGCAGGAGAGGUGGGAAGCAAAAAAUACCUGGUGGCUGCUAGCCUUGGUAAACCCAUCCUGCUACCCUCAUGGGUUAAAACCUGCUGGGAGAAAUCACAGGAUAGUCUUUUCAGGUAUACAGAUGUGCCCAUGGAGGACUAUUUGUGCCCUGUGUUGCUUGGCUGUACUGUUUGUGUGACAGGCCUCUCCAGCACAGACCGCAAAGAAGUGCAGCGGCUCUGUGAGCAGCAUGGGGCCAACUACACUGGCCAGCUCAAAAUGAAUGAGUGCACACACCUCAUUGUUAGUGAACCAACAGGUCAGAAAUAUGAAUGUGCUCGAAAGUGGAACGUAUAUUGUGUAUCUCUACACUGGCUGUUUGACAGCAUAGAGAAGGGCUUCUGUCAAGAUGAGAGUAGGUACGCUGUGGAGUGCAAUUCAUCCAAAAGCACACGGCCGCACACUUCUACUCCUACAGGCACCAGUAAGAAGGAAGAUGGCCCAUCUUUGCUCGGCCUGAGUAAUAUUUCUGUAAAUGCUAGCGCAACAAUAAAUGACACAGCCCUUACCAACGCCACCAUCAGUCAUCUAGAGGCACCAGACCCCAUAGACAGUCUGGAUCUCACUGUAUGCCCAACUGAUGAUGUUUUGGAUGGAUGUAAGCUGUAUUUAUGUGGUCUGCCGGUUAAGACGCUAGAGAAACUGCGACGUCUUGUGAAUGGUGCAGGAGGUCUGCGUUUCAACCAGCCCAGCGAGGAGCUCACACACGUGGUCAUGGGAGAACUGGACCAGGAGCUCGCAAAAUUCCUCUCUAAAGCGAUUCACCGGCCCCACGUUGUUACUGUGAAGUGGCUGCUGGACAGUUUCUCCAAAGGCAUUCUACUCUCAGAAGCAGGAUACCUUCACCCUGACUGUCUUCCUCCUGCAUCAGCUGCUGUAUCUGUGCCAGCACAUCACACACCAAAAUCCCGACCAUCAGCUGGUCCACCUGCUGCCAGCCCCAGCACUCCCAGUCUAAAGAGAGCAGAAGAGGAUCUACUUUCACAGUACAUGGAUGAUGACCCUACAGUGGUUGAUGUGCCGCCACUAGAGAACAACAGCAGGAAGUCCAGCAGUGUAGCAGCAGAGCCUCAGCCUGAUCAAUGGGCACCCAACCACACCAGAGGACUGGAGCCAAACUCAAUCCUGCAGGAAGCCAGUCAUGCAGGCCUGUUUUCUGGGAAAUCUUUCCUUUUUGUGGGCUUUGGUGCUGAAGCAGAGGCACAGCUCUCUGCACUGGUGACAGAGCAUGAUGGCAAGGUGCUGACGGGCCGUACCCGUGUCGUGGCAGACUAUGCCGUGGUCCCUCUGUUGGGCUGCUCUGUGGAGGCCACAGUGGAUGAGGUGGUCACUGAUACCUGGCUGGCCAUGUGCGUAGAGAAGGAAUGUGUUCUGCAGCUGUCCUCCAACCCUUUGUUUACCCCUGUUCCUGUGAGGGAGAGAUGUCUUCCUCUCAAACACUGUGUUCUGUCAGUCAGCCAGUUCACUGGAGCAGAGAGGGAGUCUUUGGUGGAGCUGGCCAAGCACCUUGGAGCCAAUGUUCAGGAUUACUUUGUACGCCUGGCCAACAAGAAGAAGGACAUGCUGGCCAGCACACAUCUGGUGUUACAGAGUCCUGAAGGCACAAAAUACCAAGCAGCAAAGAAGUGGGGGCUUCCUGCUGUCACCAUGUACUGGAUACUAGAGUCUGCUAGAGCAGGCCAGAGGGCUGAGGAGGAGCGUUUUCUGGUUGACCUACCACCCUCACCAGAGAGAGAUGAGGACAGCUUUGUUGGUGGUUCCCAGAAACCGGUAAUGCCUCCACUAGCUCGUCCGUCACCAGAAACCCCUUUGCUGGGCCCACAGAGUGGAAAAGCUGUCACCCCACUGGACUUGGGUCGCUUUCAGAGCAAAGUGUUUCAAUCUGUGUUGGAUGAAAUGAAGCCCAAGGAGGACCUCAACACUCCCAAGCAAAACCAGGAGGGCAGCAGAAGGAACCCACUUCAGAAGCAGCCAUCCCUGCAGCUGGACACUCCUUCCCGUUUCCUGAGCAGAGACCAACUUUUCAGGCCUUCAUUUAAUGUCAAGGAUGCACUGGGAGCUUUGGAAACUCCAGGAGGAAGAUCCAAGCCAGAAGAGAGGGUAGAGACUCCACUUACUGAUGUCAUCAACAGGAAUCUGAAAGUGGCUCUGGCCAAUAGCUCACGCAGUAAUGUCUCAGACAUGCAAGCAGUCUCUGCGAGCCCCGAGCUUAUGAAGAUGAGAAAGGAGGUCCCACAAAAAGAUGCUGGGCCCCUGACUGGUGUUGUGAUCUGUGUUGGGAAGAAACUGAGUAAAAUGCAGAGUGAAUUAAAUGCUGUUGCUGCCUCUCUUGGAGCUGACUUCAGGUGGGCUUGUGACGACACAGUGACGCACUACAUCUACCAGGGUCGUGUGGGGGACAACACCCGUGAAUACAGAGGAGUGAAGGAGCGAGGGCUGCAUGUGGUCUCCCAGCACUGGCUGCAUGCUUGUGCUGAGGAGCAGAGGCAUGUCCCAGAGUCCUUGUAUCCUUUCACUUACAACCCCAAAAUGAGCCUAAACCUGAGCCAGGUACCCAGCAACUCACAGAGGUCGCCACCUUUAACACGAACGCAGCAAAAAGGCAUCACUGAAGCAAAGCAUGAUGACAAGUCUGAGCUCAGUGCUGCAGAUGAAGCUACAGCUCUGCGUCGUGUAAGCGAUGGAAGCACGGAUCAAGAAGAGAUGAACACUACCACAGAGAGGAGGGAUACUGUCGAAAUGAGAGAGAACCUCCAAAGACAGCUGCAGGAGAUCAUGUCAGCUACCAAAAUGACAACAGGAAGGCGCACUUCAGUCAGACUGGCCAGGAUGGGAUCAGGAGGGGCUGACUCUGGCCCCUACACACCUGAAGCGAGCCGAACAGGACGCAGUGGAAACAGACGAACUCUAGAAGCUCUGAGGGUGUACAGAGACGCAGCCAUGGACGUAAACACGGAGCCAUCUCAGAGUGAACAGAUAGUCUGGGAUGAUCCUACAGCCAGGGAGGAGAGGGCCAAGCUGGCUGAUAAUUUACAAUGGCCUGGCAGUCCCUCUCAGCACUCUGAGCCUCUUGCACCUGGACCACCGCCUACUGCAGAAACUGGACCACAGUUCAAAGACUCGAUGACUGACUCAGAGCUGGUAGAGAUGGCUGCUUGUGAUGUUAUUGACCAACAAAUGGGACAAAGGAUCAUGACGCCUCCAUCAGAGGAGAAAGAAGAUGACAUUCUCACACCUAAAGCUCCAAGUAUUGCUUUUCCACUCGCCAACCCUCCAGUAGCACCCGAGCCACAGGAGGAGAAAAAAGAAGACAAACAGCCUCCCAGAUUUCAGCUCUCUUCCCUCAGCCCUCAGGAACGCAUUGAUUACAGUCACCUCAUAGAGGAGCUGGGUGGUGUAGUCCUAGACAAACAGUCAUUUGACCCCACCUGCUCCCACAUCAUCGUUGGGAGUCCUCUACGUAACGAGAAAUACCUGGCAGCAAUGGCAGCAGGCAAAUGGAUCCUGCAUCGCUCAUACUUGGAGGCCUGUCGCUCUGUAAACUGCUUCAUUCAGGAGGAUGAGUACGAGUGGGGCAGCAGCUCUAUUUUGGAUGCAUUACCCUCCAUCACCUCCCAACAAAGGCGACUGGCAUUAGCUGCUAUGCGCUGGAGAAAAGCUCUGCAGGGGAGCUCAGACCAAGGGGGAGCCUUCAGUGGCUGGACUGUGAUGCUGAACAUAGACCAGAGCAGAGAAGCAGGAUUCAGACGGUUAUUGCAGUCAGGCGGAGCAAAGGUCCUUCCCAGUCCCUCCCCAGUCUUGUACAAAGAGGCCACACACCUAUUUGCUGACUUCAGUCGUCUAAAACCUGGAGACUUCAGAGUGGACAUAUCAGAGGCAACCUCACAUGGAGUGACAUGCUUGAAGCCAGAAUACAUUGCAGAUUAUCUCAUGCAGGAGCCAACCCCACCAAUUGAGAUGUACUACCUGACUGCAGCUUCCUCCGAAGAAGCUCCAGGCACACCGUCACGUAAACGUAAAGCAGCAGCAGACACCUCCAGACUGAAAAAGAGCCGUCUGAACUGAAACUCGUUAACACCGUCUGCGUUAUUUCAGCUCUAUGAAAAUGAUUGUAAAUAAGAUUUUUUUUUUUUGUUUCUUAUAUCAAAACCAAAUAAAUAUGGUGCCUGUCUUUUGUAACUGUGCUUUUUCUACACAAAGCACUGCAGGUGCUUCUGCCUGCACAGAGACUUGUUGUAAUGGAUGACUCAAUGAUGAUCUGCAGAAAAUGUUGAGUCAUGGUUUGGAGAUGUUUGCAGUAUGACGUUGUGGCCUGUAGAGGGCAGUGCACCAUGACUGUUUGCCUCAGACAUGAUCUCUUAGCAACAGGAUGGAAACAAAUGUCUUUAAUCUGCCUUGUUUUUUUGUUUGUUUGUUUGUUUGUUUUUUAUAGGAGACUUUAUUUAAUGUAAAGUACACUUCAAACUAAAACUAUUAAUAUGCUUCAGACUUUAAAAGCAAAAACAACAUUGUUUUCAUCAAUUAUUCCAAAUAAAAACCUUAAGAAAUGGCUGUUUAGGACAUGGUUGCUGUUAGACUGAAGUAAACACCAGAUUUAGUUUACUCUGUCAA
Melanotaenia boesemani (Boeseman's rainbowfish) is the source of this 5491-nucleotide messenger RNA. RefSeq names its product DNA topoisomerase II binding protein 1 (gene topbp1). NCBI's taxonomy places the organism in Eukaryota, Metazoa, Chordata, Actinopteri, Atheriniformes, Melanotaeniidae. Bases 398 to 4945 code for a protein of 1515 amino acids. The transcript is spliced from 28 exons. Gene Ontology annotation, biological process: mitotic G2 DNA damage checkpoint signaling; mitotic DNA replication checkpoint signaling; DNA replication initiation. The record is from RefSeq and is a predicted model, not a curated record.